Messenger RNA from Amborella trichopoda, 3436 nucleotides. RefSeq names its product Argonaute family protein (gene AGO7). The record is from RefSeq and is a predicted model, not a curated record. Lineage: Eukaryota; Viridiplantae; Streptophyta; Magnoliopsida; Amborellales; Amborellaceae. Gene Ontology annotation, molecular function: protein binding; RNA binding.
AGAGAGAGAGAGAGAGAGAGAGGUGAGUUUGUAGUGAGAGAGUGGUGGGUGGUGUUCUCUGUUUCCUCUAAUCUCAUUCAUGACAGAGAAAGAUAGAAUAUGAUACAUGAUGAAGUGAGGGAGAACUCUCUUUCUUUUUUACUGUGAUUUGAGGCAUGGAGGGGGUUGCUGCAAAGAGAAGGUCAUCAACAACGAAGGAGAGGAGGAGGUGCAGUCCUACUCCCAUUCCUCCUGCUCCUGCAACUACUUUUAUUAGAGGAAAUAGCAACAGCAGCCGCAAUGGUGGUCUCUCACCCUCCACUCUAAUGGAGUUGUGGUAUCAUCUUCCCAUCCCCUACCAACCCCCUCUUCCUCCUCCACCUCUCGAUCCCCCUUAUGCAUCAUCACAAACCUCAUUCACUCUCUCUCAAGUCUCUGUACCAGUAGAAGAGCUCAAAACCGGUAGCAACCUUUCCAUCUCAGUGGAUCACCAUCACCAAUAUAAGCAGAAGUUGAACCAGCAGCAGCAGCACAAAAAGGCACUAGUUGCAGCGGUGAGGAGGCCUGAUUCUGGAGGGGAAGAGGGCCUUCGGAUUCCACUCCUCGCCAACCAUUUCCUGGUUCGUUUCGACCCCUUGCAAACCAUUUUCCAUUACAAUGUUGACAUAUCCCCCCGCCCCACAAAGGAGGUGGCCAGGCUCAUUAAGCGCAAGCUCUUCUGUGACAAUCCCUCCCUCACGUCUUCUGCCGCCUUUGAUGGCCGAACGAAUCUGUACAGUCCCAGCCAAUUCCGCAAGGAUAGGCUCGAGUUCUUUGUUGCUCUCCCGAUUCCAUCCAAAAUGGGAGAUACUCCACAAUCGAAACCGAGAACAAAACUAAAAUUCUUCAGGGUAAACAUGAAGCUGGCCUCAAAGCUCGAUGGCCAAGACUUGGAGCGCUUCUUGAGAGACGUGGACCAUGACGAGGAAGAAGAAGAUGCGAAUUGUGGUGUCCCUCUCCCCCAGGACUAUCUCCAUGCUCUCGAUGUGGUCUUGAGAGAGAACCCAGUUGAGACAUGCAUCCCUGUGGGCAGGUCCCUGUACUCGAGCUCCAUUGGAGGAGGGGCCAAGGAUAUCGGUGGAGGAGCCGUCGGAUUGAGGGGCUUUUUUCAGAGUCUGAGGCCCACCGAACAGGGCCUUGCCCUCAAUGUCGAUUUCGCAGUGACCGCCUUCCACGAGAGCAUCGGCAUCAUCCAAUUCCUCCAAAAGAGAUGCGAAUUUUUGAGGGACCUCUCCCAGAGGAAGAGCCGGGGAUUAGUCGGUGAGGAGAGGAGAGAGGUGGAGAAAGCUCUCAGAAACAUUAGGGUUUUUGUGUCCCACAGAGUCACCGACCAGAGGUACAAGGUCUUCAGCCUCACCGAAGAGUCGACUGAGAAUCUGAGAUUCAAGAGCAGGGGCGGCGAGGACAUAAGCCUGGUGGAUUAUUUCAAGGAGAAUUAUAACCAUGACAUUCAGUUCCGGAAGUUGCCUUGCCUUCAGAUGAGCAGGAGCAAGCCAUGUUACAUUCCAAUGGAGCUCUGUGUCAUCUGUGAGGGUCAGAAGUUUAUGGGGAAGCUCUCGGAUGAGCAGACUGCAAGGAUCCUCAAGAUGGGUUGCCAGAAGCCGUGGGAGCGAAGAGCUAUCAUUAAUGGAGUCAUGGGAGGACCGGUUGGCCCAACGAGUGGCAACAUGGCAAUAGACUUCAACCUCCAUAUAUCAAGAGAGAUGACUAGAUUAACAGGCAGGGUCCUCCAGCCUCCAAAGUUGAAACUCGGGGAUGGUGGCCGAGUCACAGACCUCAUCCCAACUCGCCACGACUGCCAGUGGAACCUUCUUGAGAGCCAUGUGCUGCAGGGGGCUCGCAUAGAGAGGUGGGCUAUCAUCAGCUUCGGAGGCACCCCGGAGCAGCGCUCAUCUCUCCCCAAAUUCAUCAUCCAACUCGCCCACCGUUGUGAGCAGCUAGGCGUAGCUCUCAACAAGGUCCCAACUGUGGCCCCACAAUUUGAGCCCAUGCAGGCCCUCAACAGUGUCUCGUCUCUUGAAUCAAAGCUUCGGAAGAUCCACGAAUUAGCCUCCAAUCGCCUCCAGCUCCUCAUCUGUGUCAUGGAGAGGAAGCACCGAGGCUACGCCGACCUCAAACGCAUCUCAGAGACGAGCAUCGGCAUCGUGAGCCAGUGCUGCCUCUAUCAGAACCUCAUGACACCAGGCUCUCAAUUCUUGGCCAAUUUGGCCUUGAAAAUCAAUGCCAAGACCGGGGGGUGCACUGUGGCCCUCUACAACUCCUUGCCAGCCCAAAUGCCCCGUGUGUUUGGGGACUCGGAGCCAGCCAUAUUCAUGGGAGCGGAUGUCACCCACCCCCACCCUCUCGAUGAUCACAGCCCCUCGGUAGCCGCAAUCGUGGGCAGCAUGAACUGGCCCUCCCCAAACAAAUAUGCAUCGAGGAUGAGGUCUCAGACCCACCGCCAAGAGAUCAUUGAGGACCUUGGGCAGAUGGUGGAAGAAUUGCUCUUUGAUUUCUAUCGAGAGGUAAACAAACUGCCCAAGAGGAUCCUCUUCUUUAGGGACGGUGUGAGUGAGACCCAAUUCUACACGGUGCUCCAUGAGGAGCUGCCGGCUAUCAGGGCCGCCUGCUCCCGGUUGAAGUUGAAUAACCACCACCAGAAUACAAAAGGAGCGUCUUACAAUCCAGCCAUCACUUUUGUGGUUGUACAAAAGCGGCACCACACCAGGCUUUUUCAGGCCACAACAAACCCCCAAGGCUUGCACUCAGUUGGCAACAACAACAUACCCCCUGGCACCGUGGUGGACCGAGUGAUAACACACCCCAGGGAAUUCGACUUCUAUCUAUGUAGCCACUGGGGGACCAAGGGGACAAGUCGCCCAACCCACUACCAUGUGCUUUGGGAUGAGAACUGCUUCUCGUCCGAUGAGCUUCAGAAGCUGGUCUACAGCCUCUGCUUCACCUCCACCCGCUGCACAAAGCCCGUGUCCCUUGUGCCACCUGCAUACUACGCGCACUUGGCCGCUUACAGAGGCCGCCUUUACCUUGAUAAGCCCCCACCGCUCAAUGGCGGUGGCAGCGGAUCCCUAUCUCCUGAUUAUUCAGCGUCGUUUACUCCAUCGAGGGCAGGUCCACCCCCUCAAGCUGCACCCUUGCCGAGGCUUGCCGGAAACCUCAAGAACCUCAUGUUCUACUGUUAAUCCUAAUGCCCUAGUUCUAACCUUGUGCUUAUACUAACUUGUUGGGUUCUCUCUACCUACAUAUAUGACUCUGUAUGUGUGUGUAGAGAGCUUCUUUCUCUUAACCCUUUGUUGCAAAAUCAAAGCAAGUUUUUGUGCUACUCUCCACUGAGUAUGGUGGUGGUGUUUGUACAGAUCUUUGAAAUACGUAUGUUUGCCUCAAGCACUUCCUUUUCCAAAUAAAAAAUAUGCUUCACUAA